AACCAUGGGGAAGUAAUCGAUACAAUGAAGUAAUGUGCAUGCGCAUUGACACGAAAGGAAAUCAAGAUUUGUGUGAAGUCCUCCCAAAGAGGGGUCUGCAGUUCAGGCUCAGUGAUCUUUCGAUACUUUAAUUAUCGAAAUAACCACAGUAUAUUUGGUUGGUUUUUGAAAAUGAAAUAAAAAAGACCCCUUUUAAAUUCUCCUGACGUUUCGGAAGUAUUCAAAACAAAAAUGGUUUUAUCACAAAGACAAAAAGAUGAAUUAAACAGAGCUAUUGCUGAUUAUCUUAGCUCAAAUGGAUACCUUUCAGCACUAGGUGAAUUUCAAAAAGAAGCCAGUUUGCCAGGAGAUAUAGAUAAGAAAUAUGGCGGCUUGCUUGAAAAGAAAUGGACGUCAGUUAUCAGAUUACAGAAAAAGGUCAUGGACCUAGAAGCAAAGCUGUCUGAAGCAGAGAAAGAGUACAAUUCAGGAGGGCCGUCUCGUGACCGUCGCAGUCCAGCAGAGUGGAUCCCCCGACCCCCAGAGAGGUACACGCUCAGCGGUCACAGAAGCCCAGUCACAAGGGUCGUGUUUCACCCUACUUAUAGCAUCAUGGUGUCAUCCAGUGAAGAUGCAACAAUUAAGCUUUGGGAUUAUGAGACUGGUGACUAUGAAAGAACUUUAAAAGGCCAUACAGAUACUGUGCAGGACAUAGCUUUUGAUCACACCGGAAAAUUUUUGGCAUCCUGCUCUGCUGAUAUGAAAAUUAAACUUUGGGACUUCACAUCAUAUGAGUGUGUCAAAACUCUGUAUGGUCAUGAUCACAAUGUGUCCAGUAUUUCGUUUGUGCCAAGUGGAGAUCAUCUUGUUUCCUCUUCCAGAGACAAAACCAUCAAAAUGUGGGAUGUCAGCACAGGAUUUUGUGUGAAAACCUUCACCGGCCAUAGAGAAUGGGUGAGAAUGGUCAGAGUCUACCAUGAUGGAUCACUCUUGGCCAGCUGUUCAAAUGACCAGACUGUUAGAAUUUGGGUAACCGCCACCACAGAAUGUAAAAUGGAGUUACGAGAACAUGAGCAUGUUGUUGAGUGCAUCGCCUGGGCCCCUGAGUCUGCUCAGCCAACAAUUAACGAAGCAAUCAGUGUUGAUAACAAGAAGGAGAAGAGAUCUGGUCCAUUUCUGAUAUCUGGAUCACGUGACAAAACAAUCAAGAUGUGGGACGUUAGUGUGGGACUGUGUUUGUUCACUUUGACGGGACAUGACAACUGGGUGAGGGGACUGGUGUUCCACCCAGGUGGCAAGUAUAUCCUGAGUGCCUCGGACGACAAGACCCUGAGAGUAUGGGACAUCAAAAACAAGAGGAACCACAAAACCCUGGAGGCCCACUCCCAUUUCACAACCUCUUUAGAUAUGCACAAGAAUGCUCCAUUUGUGAUAACUGGCUCUGUCGACCAGACGAUCAAAGUAUGGGAGUGUCGUUAGGAACCAAAUUGGCUUUAUCAGACUUUAGUACUGAACUAUAUAGUUAUUUAUUACUGCAUCAUUGUGCUCUUUAAACCUGCAAACCACCUCAGUCUUGAGCUGGCAGGAUCAUAUUUGUCUCGACUCUUGCAUACUCAGCUUGCUACUGUGUAUAUCUGCAUUUCCCCUACCCCUGUUGUGCUGUAAUUGGAAUAGCAUUGAGCUGUUCAGUGUCAUUUUUAAAACCAUGUGAAGUUUUACUAAACCCAGCAGGGGCUAAACAUUCAUGUUUUGAGCCUUUUUAAAAAAAUCAUUAUGCAGUGUCAUCAAUGGGAAAUGUGUAUUAUGGCAAGAGAAUAACCAGAUAUGUGUGCAUAUCAAAGAUGCCAGUAAACUCCAGGGUGAAUUGAGUGUUCAGUUGGUUACAUACUCAGGAUUUCGAGUCCCGUGUUCAAACCCACAUUAAGUGAUCUCGGAAAGUUAGAUGUCAGAUUUUUGCUGGACAGUUGUUUCUGCGUUCUUGGUGAAGGGAGAAAUGUGAGUUGAAACACAACUCAAGUAUAGUCAUCUAUGUAUCUUACUGGUGUAACAGUAGGAGGGGUGUCAUAUAGAUAAACAACAUUGUAAUAGUUAUAUUCAAAGAUACUUAGAUCCCAUUUCAUACUGCUGAUGUGGAUUAGCAUAGGAAACACAUUUAAGUAUUUCUUCAUCUUCAAUGUUAAAAAAGGUUUUGGAUCAUUUUCUUUAAAGAAGUUUCCAUUUUCUGAAGAUUCCUCACCCCAAAUUUAUGUAACUCUGUGCAUGUAUGUGUAUUAAACAGACUCUCUUGCAAUAUGUUAUUCACAAGCAACUCUUGUCAAAAAUAAACAGCUGUUUUCUUUGUGAUUUGAAAUGGGUGUGAAUCAUUAUGAUGUACAUGUACCUGUAUUUAGAAACAUUAGCUUUUAUGUGAUUUUUCUUUUUUGUGGUUAAUAUUUAAUUAGACAGUGUCUGUAUUGAUUUGGAAAUAUCUGUACCAUUCAGUGUGUAUAGUAUUUAUGCAUAUGUUCCCUAUUAUUCCAUUCAUUUCAUUGCCAGUCACAUUUACAUGUAAAAGGCAUGUCAUUGAUGCUGCUUUGUAAACAGGUUUUAUUGAGGUACCGGUAUAUAUUUUGUGUCGACUAUCGGUACAUUUGUACUUCUUUUUGACACUUUAAUACAAGUUCACUUGAAUUGUUGAUGAAGUAACUACUGUCUUUCAUACUAAACUGAUAACAUUAAACAGCAAUAUUCUAAUGUAUGUGAUUAUAACUGUAUGAAAAUUUUAUCCAGUCUAUUGCAAUGUCUGGAAAAAACAUCGGAUCCUUUACUAAAUUAUCCUUAAAAUUAUUUUUUGAGUUGUGACUCCUGCCUUUUUUAGGAUCAAUAUUAUUUUGCCAGUAUUCUACAGUAUUAUACAAAUUAAUUAAUUGUUGUUCUUAAAGGUUGAAAGACAGUAUUAUCUUUUUCAACAAUGUUUAGCACAUCAGUAUAUGUGGAAUAGAAAUGGUGUUCUUUUCAAGAUUUGAGGUUUGUUGUGACUGAACCAGUUAAGUAGACAACUGUUGACAAUCAAAACAAACCUUUGUAUCAAGAACUCAGGGAGACUCAUACUCCAUACCCUCCUUUAGCAUGUUGCCAAAGGACCAACUUUGUGAUUCAAUCUUAUCAAUCCGCAAUAGUCAAUAUCCUGUGGUUUAUUUCAUUAGUACUCUGUAUAUCCGUAGUUGAUAACCGCAAGCUUUUAUACUUGCCGAACCCGAUGAUAUUACAGGUUCCAGGUGCUAACUGUCAACCUCCUCCAAGUAUGAAUUGUUUUGUUUUGUUAUGUUUUCAGCUUGUUGACUGUGAUAAACUUCAUAUUAUAUUUUUUCUACAAAUCUGGUAUUACAAUGUCAAUUUUGUUGAAUUUUUUUUUUUUACAUUGUUUCUUUUUUACUAUUUAAAUUGAAUUUUGCUGAAGUUGUGUUCCAUUGAAUCCUCACAAGAAGGGUGUGGCAUCUAUGCAAAGGAUGGGUGCUGGUGUGUGAUGAAUUUCUCCUAGGUUGAGAUCUCCACAUAAUCAAACAGCUACAAAUAUGCAAAUCAGGUCCAUCAAACCGACCAAAACUUGAAACUGAUUGCAGUUCAAUUUGCCUGGUAUGUGGACUUGAGAUGUGUGGUUGUACCGGGUACGUGUAUUUCAUCUGUACUUGUAUAAAAUCUUAGUACAGCUGCAAUACUGUAAUGUUGAUGCUAUUUGUUGAUCAAAAGGAAAAGUGAAAGAAUCUGGUUUCAUAUUUACUUGUGGUGUCGCUAAAUCACAUUUCAUGUCUUUAAGUAAAUUUUUGCAUUAUGUGUUAUAAAUAAUUAAAUCAACUAAAAGUAAUUCAUUAUUUAAAAAUCAAUUGUUUUUGGAGUAUAUUUUAUAAUUUAUUACAGCUUUACUCAGAAAACAAACAAAAAAGAGAACCAAAUUAAUCCGUCAUUCAAUAUUCAUGUCAUUGUGGUUUAUAGUGUGUAUUUAUUGUGUUGAUGUUUGUAGCAAAAGCAUUGUUUUAUUGCUUUGAGACUUUUCUUUAGUUUCGGUCCAUAAAAUCCUUUCUUUUCUUGUUUUUCUUGCCUACAUUUUACCAAAACUAAAUUGUUUGUGAAUUAUGUAGGCUGAAUUGAGAGGAUUUUUUGUGAUAAUUUUGUCUCUGUCAAUGCACCAGCAUGAAGAACAAUUUGCACCAAACCAUGGCCAAUUAAUCUGUUGAUUUCAAACAGUCUGUAAACAAAUCAAUGCUUUUUGCUGUUUGUUAAGCUUUGUGUGAUGUCAAAUGAAUAUGCCAGCCUUAGACACAAAUCCAAAGUGUAGACAAUAUUUGCUUGGGACAGAGUUGCUGUCCUGUGCAGUUUGUAGGUAUGUGCCGAUUUGUGGCUCUUUGAAGGGAGAAGUCGCAUGACCUUUGUCAGUUGAGGAUUUUUAAUCUUUGAUCUGAUUGUUAUUGUGUAUUAUGUCAAUAAAUCGUAAUGCUAA
Molecule: messenger RNA, 4456 nt
Organism: Magallana angulata
Lineage: Eukaryota; Metazoa; Mollusca; Bivalvia; Ostreida; Ostreidae
Product: lissencephaly-1 homolog
Exons: 13
Coding region: 232-1458 (408 amino acids)
Biological process (GO): microtubule organizing center organization; nuclear migration; vesicle transport along microtubule
Cellular component (GO): cytoplasmic microtubule; kinetochore; microtubule associated complex
Molecular function (GO): dynein complex binding; microtubule plus-end binding
Source: RefSeq, a predicted model, not a curated record